Molecule: messenger RNA, 654 nt
Organism: Drosophila bipectinata
Lineage: Eukaryota; Metazoa; Arthropoda; Insecta; Diptera; Drosophilidae
Gene: Polr2I
Product: RNA polymerase II subunit RpII15
Biological process (GO): maintenance of transcriptional fidelity during transcription elongation by RNA polymerase II; transcription-coupled nucleotide-excision repair; transcription initiation at RNA polymerase II promoter
Cellular component (GO): RNA polymerase II, core complex
Molecular function (GO): DNA-directed RNA polymerase activity; nucleic acid binding; zinc ion binding
Source: RefSeq, a predicted model, not a curated record
UACUAAGUAAGAGUGUUAGAAAACACUAACUUUUGGAAGGUCGCUUUCCAACACUGCUUGACAUUUCAUUUGUUUACGCCGCUUUCGCAAAAUCAGCCACCAUGACCGCAACCUUUGACGCCGCUCACACGGAAGGACCCGGAUUCGUUGGCAUUCGCUUCUGUCAGGAGUGCAACAACAUGCUGUACCCCAAAGAGGACAAAGAUAAUAAAAUCCUGCUCUACGCAUGCAGGAACUGUGACUACAAACAGGAGGCGGACUCAAACUGCAUCUACGUGAACAAAAUCAUGCACGAAAUCGACGAACUGACGCAUAUUGUGCCGGAUGUGAUAUCGGAUCCCACGCUGCCUCGAACUGAAGACCACGCUUGCCCGAAGUGUUCCCAUCGCGAGGCGGUCUUCUUCCAGGCACAAACACGACGCGCUGAGGAGGAGAUGAGGCUGUACUAUGUGUGCACUAAUCAGAACUGCACUCACCGCUGGACCGAGUAGAUUCCAGUAACCUUGUCCCAUAUAGUUGUAGCUAACUUAGCCCUAACCCUCAAUGAUAAAACAAAAUCCAGGAAAAACGGCUAAAAAGAUAUUUGGUGAAGCCUUUAAGCUGUAUGAAUACCUGUAAAUCUGGCAACCAAUAAAAAUAAAUUCAUUUACACAA